This is a messenger RNA of Cutaneotrichosporon oleaginosum, 435 nucleotides long. NCBI's taxonomy places the organism in Eukaryota, Fungi, Basidiomycota, Tremellomycetes, Trichosporonales, Trichosporonaceae. The record is from RefSeq and is a predicted model, not a curated record.
CACAGAUCAUAAGACAUCUCAUACCGCCUAUGAAAGCUAACGCAUGAGCAACCACGCGUUCGAGUGAGUACUUGAAGAAGGCAUCGCUCAGCGUCGGCGCCGCAAUGUUGCAUUUGAUAUGUAACACACGGUCUGCCUCACGGCUCCUGGCUUGCCAUCUGGCUUUAGACGCCGCCAGGAGGCCGCCGCGACUCGAGCGCUCCCCGAGCCCGACCAUCAGCCUCUUCACUAGUGUUUUGACGGGAAACGCUGUGGUUUUGAGGGCCGAUGGGGUGGGUGGGCCGAGGAUCGGGCCGGAGCCAAUUCCCACCUCUUCUGCUUCUUAAGCGGCUCUGCACAGCCAAGAUAGAUGCCCUACAAUGGCUGUCGGUCUCACGACAUCUCGCAGAGUCGUCCACAAUGGUGCCGAUGACUUGAUCGGCUGCAGCGGGACCG